This is a messenger RNA of Aspergillus puulaauensis, 1026 nucleotides long. RefSeq lists its product as uncharacterized. Bases 1 to 1026 code for a protein of 341 amino acids. Gene Ontology annotation, biological process: lipid biosynthetic process. NCBI's taxonomy places the organism in Eukaryota, Fungi, Ascomycota, Eurotiomycetes, Eurotiales, Aspergillaceae. The transcript has a single exon. The record is from RefSeq and is a predicted model, not a curated record.
AUGACGGAGCUCGGCGUCGGCGAAGCCUACAUCACCGGCGAAAUCGACGUCGAAGGCGACAUAGGCGCUCUCUUCGGCGCCCGUCAGAAGCUCCGCAAGAAAGUCCCUCUACGCCAAAAGAUCCGGUUCCUAUACGACUACGCCCGGACUGCAACAAAGAUGAACUCGCAAGCCAUCAUCUCGCACUACAACCGCGGCGACGACCUGUACCACACCUUCAUCGACAAGCAAUUCCGCUUCUACUCGCACGGCCUCUUCAAACACGCCGACGAAACAAUCGAACAGGCAUCCCGCAAUAAACUCGACACGAUGUGGGACCGCCUCGGCCUGCAACCGGGCAUGCACAUCCUCGACAUCGGCGGCGGCUGGGGCGGCGUCACGCAGUACUGCGGUCCUCGUGGUGUACACGUCACAACGCUCACCCUCGCCCCAGACGGCGCACGCUACAUCCAGCGUCUCAUCGAGGAACAGAAUCUCCCUGGCGCCGUCUACCUGCAGGACUUUCUCGCCCAUAAACCCGACCAGCCAUACGACCACGCUGUCUCCUUCGGCGUCAUCGAACACCUCCCUGAAUACCGCCGUUUCGCGCGCACCGUCUACGACGUCCUCAAGCCCGGCGGCCGCAUCUACUUCGACGGCUCCGCAGCACUGACCAAGUAUGCCGUUAGCCCGUUCACGCGUAGGUAUAUCUGGCAGGGCACGCACACGUUUAUGACAGUGCAGGACGUGAUGGGCGAGCUACUGCUCCACGGGUUCGAGGUCGUGGAGGUGGAAAGAGAAACGCGCGACUAUGAAUAUACGAUUGCGGAGUGGGCGAGGCGUCUUGAUGCGGCGAGGGACGAUAUCGUGGUCGAAUGGGGCGAGCAGACGUAUCGUGUUUUCCGAAUUUUCCUCUGGGGUGGUGCUCAUGCGUUUAGGACGAAUGCGCUGCAGGCUUAUCACAUUCUGGCUGAGCGGACGGAGGAGCUGGGCCCGAGGCCAGGGACUGCUAGGAGGGUUGUGCAGUUUUUGGGGAACUUGCGUUAG